CACAGGAAAUUCCUCAGCAGAUGUCUGUGUGUAAUAUAGCGGAAGCAAAGCCUUAUACAGUAAAAAGCUGAUAGCCAUCACCCAUAGAGUCCCUGUCUGUUCUGCUGAGCCGCCUUGCUGCACAUAUCAUUAUGGAGCUGCCAAGAACCCACCUCUGCCUACUAGUCUUCAUCUGUGGCAUCAUUCAUACAGGCUGGUCCCAGAAGCAGUGUGAGGUGCAGGUUGUCAGCACUCAGGUAUUUGCACCAUUUGAUGAGUGGGUUCUCCUAAAUUGUACUUACACCUGUUCCAAACCUAGCUGGGAGUCCAGACUACGAAAGAGGAACAUAACAGAGGGAGACCACUGGGUGUCCACAGAGGUCCUUGUCAACGACUGGGAAACAUCCAGAAUAUCUUGUAUAUCAGAGGAUGAGGAGAACGUGCUGGAAUCCAUUGUGACAGUGGCAGCAUAUGCGCUUCCAAGUAAAGUGACAAUUGACCUGGAAGAAGAGCUGGAGGAAGGACAACGACAUGAAGUCACCUGCACUGUGUUUGACGUGGCACCUUUGGCCAAUCUCAAGAUUUCUGUGAUAAGAGAAGGGACCGUGAUCCGUACACUAACAUUUGCAGAAGACACCGUGACAGGCAAACAGACUCUGUCUGAGUCAUUUUACUUUGAACCCAGUCGAAGGGACAACCUUCAAGACUUCUACUGUCAGGCGGCCUUAGAGCUUGGGACAGUUGGGGAUUACAUGGUACAGUCUAAGAAAAUCAACGUGAAAACAUUUGCAAGGCCACAGUUGCCAACUAUCUCAAUAAAACCUACAACUGCCAAAGAAGGUGACUCCGUAACACUGACUUGCCAUUCUGAGGGAUUACCUGAACCUGAGUACUCUUGGGAGCUUCCUACCGAUGCUCAUGUGACUUACUCGGAGGAUAAAAGUAUUAUUAAUAUAGCCAAAGUCACUGUUGCUUACAACGGUAAAUACCUGUGUAUGGCCAAGAACAAACAUGGAAGAGUUCGUGAGGAGAAAUUCUUAGACGUUAUAAAAAACCCUGGAGCUCAGCCAGAUACUCCAUUUUUCAUGGUCUUACCCGGUGAGACUGUUAAAGAAGGUGACUCCCUAAACCUAACUUGUCGCUCCAAUGGAUUCCCCGAACCUGAGUACGUCUGGAUCAUUCCUUCCAAAGAUCGUGUGUCUUUCUCUGCGGAUAAGAGCAAAAUCUUCAUAAGAAAAACAACUUCUGCUCACAAUGGAACCUAUGCAUGUGAAGCUCAAAACACACAUGGAAAAGUUCGUAAGCAAGUGGUCGUAAAGAUUAUUGGACAACCCAAUGGUUCAUUUAAUACAAGGCCAGCCACCAUCUUGCUUCCAUCUGUUUUGGUUUUUAUUUUGGCUUUAUUAUGAAGAACAGGAAAAAGAUCACCAGUAUUAAAAUGGUUCAGACGUUGCCUAUCUAAGGACGUUCUAUGAAAAGAUACAUAUUGUUGGUAUUUAAAUGGACAGAAAUGUAAAAAUUGUUGGCACAGAGGAUCGUAUAUGCUGGACGUCAUUUUAUAUUAUCCCUGUGUGUAAAAUAUGAGGACACAUCUGGAAGCUGGAUCUGCCAAUUUGUGGCCACCUCUGUCCAUUCUCGCUGGGCUUGGUCAUGCUCCAUUUUUGUCAAAACCUGCCUCAGUUACCCCACUGCCUUAUUUUCACAUAUUAUAUGAUAGGAUUAUACACUGUAUGAUAACAUUAUCACAGCUCAGUAGAGGAAACCUGUACAAAUAAGGGGGAUGCCUUUUCUGACCGCCUUUUGAGAUUACUAGACCUGGCUGCCUCAACCUUCAACACUCGAGCACAACAUACUCAAAGACAGGGCUGGACUGGGACAAAAAUUUGGCCCUGGACUUCAUCCAGACUGGCCCACUUUGACAGGUCUCUCCCA
Rana temporaria (common frog) is the source of this 1911-nucleotide messenger RNA. Its product is annotated as vascular cell adhesion protein 1-like. The transcript is spliced from 6 exons. Gene Ontology annotation, molecular function: integrin binding. NCBI's taxonomy places the organism in Eukaryota, Metazoa, Chordata, Amphibia, Anura, Ranidae. The coding region runs from base 132 to 1388 and encodes 418 amino acids. The record is from RefSeq and is a predicted model, not a curated record. Gene Ontology annotation, biological process: cell adhesion.